Messenger RNA from Desarmillaria tabescens, 1540 nucleotides. RefSeq lists its product as uncharacterized. The record is from RefSeq and is a predicted model, not a curated record. NCBI's taxonomy places the organism in Eukaryota, Fungi, Basidiomycota, Agaricomycetes, Agaricales, Physalacriaceae. The transcript is spliced from 3 exons. Bases 345 to 1313 code for a protein of 322 amino acids.
CAUGCACCCCGAAGUCGAGAAGAUCAGGUCAAUAGUUGACGACGUCUCGUUCACCAGUGGAACCUGCAAAACCAAGAGAGAGCAAUGUCUGCUCUACUACAGGUGUAGCUCCGAGGACUCCACUGCACGAUUCGCUUUCCAUUCAUACUACUUGCAUUUACUAAUUAACGAUCCAUCAGGGUCAUAAAUCUCGCCCAUCCAACGGAUGCAGAGUUGAAUACAUUGGCAGAUGCUUGUAAACCUGGCCCCCUUUGGUCGAGAUUCUGAGGAGGUCCUCGGAUGAUACUUAUCGCAAGGCUCUCAAGCUGGACACCUUACUUUUUGCCACUACAUUGGAUCUGCAGAUGACCAAGAUUCUCGACCAAAUUCGCGUGGACCUCAUGGAAGGACAUUUAUCGACUGAAAAACGAAUCCGACCUGAGCUAUACAAACUGAAUAUCUAUGGUGAAGGAUCUUUCUUCAAGUCACACAAGGAUACGCCUUCCCACCAAGGAGGCGGUCUUGCUCUUCGCAGCCACGGGAAAGAGUGGGUUUUUGACGCUAGCAGUCUCCUUGCCAAUAGCACCACUGAGAACCCGGAGAUUGCCUAUGUCGCGUUCUACAGUGACGUCGAGCAUGAGGUUUUCCCCGUCACCUCGGGCUCCCGUGUCACUCUGACCUACAAUCUGUACCAAGAACAGGACACACACACAGAGAUGACAUUCAAGGAUACAAGAACCUACGACAUCACCUCUGAUAUCAAGGAGUCCAUUUCGAGGCUUAUAGACGAUCCAGAGUUCUUACCCAGGGGCGGAAAGCUUGGCUUCGGUUUGCGUCACCAAUACCCUCUAAGCACAAAUAGGGGACCAUUCGAAGUCGAGGACGUUGUUGAUCUUCUGAAAGGAAGCGACGCAGCUAUUUACAGAGCCUGCCAGAGUCUGUCUCUAUCUGUGAACGUCCGGAUUUCCUACAUGCCACGCGGCGACGGGAAGCGGAGCUACCUUACCGAUAGCGAGUUCGGCAACUUUCAGCUUUGGGAAGAAUCCCUCCGUAGUUGGAUGGUGCAAGAUGGAGUCGAAUCUGUUAAGGAACAAGAGGAUUGGCAGGACAGCCGCGUUUACAAUUCAACUCGUAUCUUUUGGGUUACGCCUAGGACGGAAUUGAGUCGGGUGACUACUACGUUUGCGUAUUAUGGAAACGAACCAGAUAUUGGUUACCUUUACGGGGACAUUUGUCUUGUUGUCGAUCUUGCUCCAGCAGGUGGCAGUGGCGAAGAGUCUGGUAGUGAAGGCGAGGAAGUUGGAAGCAGUAGUGAAUCUGAUGGCUUCUAUUAAGCUGCUUCCUUUUACAAUUAUAUUACUCGUGUAUGCGCCGUCAACGUUAACCCUGUACAAUAUUGCUACUCGAAUGCUCAGCGCUCAUGGGUGACGAAAGAUGAUGUCGUAUAUGUAUCUUCGUUCUAUGAUUCUUUCCUCUAAACUUCCUUAAUGUUGUGUCCGCUUAGAGUCUCCAUCCCAGUGCUCCUUCUGAGUUGCCCACUCCGCUGAUUUCAAUGCUUGAU